Messenger RNA from Asterias rubens (European starfish), 3286 nucleotides. RefSeq names its product N-acetylgalactosamine kinase-like. Gene Ontology annotation, molecular function: galactokinase activity; ATP binding. NCBI's taxonomy places the organism in Eukaryota, Metazoa, Echinodermata, Asteroidea, Forcipulatida, Asteriidae. The transcript is spliced from 9 exons. Bases 60 to 1460 code for a protein of 466 amino acids. The record is from RefSeq and is a predicted model, not a curated record. Gene Ontology annotation, cellular component: cytoplasm; cytosol. Gene Ontology annotation, biological process: carbohydrate phosphorylation; galactose metabolic process.
AGCAAAAUCCUGUUGCCGGACGAAUCGAGUUGGACAAAAAGGUGCAAAAACGACUGAAAAUGGCUGGACGAAGAGAUUGUCCAGAGAUUGUGAGGAAAAUUCCAAAUUCACAGAGAGAAAGAUAUAAAUCUCUGGGCAAACUCUACAAGGAAAGAUUUGGUUCGCAGCCAGCGUUCUUUGCCAGGGCACCAGGCAGAGUUAAUCUCAUAGGUGAGCACAUAGAUUACUGCGGGUACUCGGUUCUACCGAUGGCCAUUCAACAAGACAUAGUAAUGGCUGCAGGGACCAACCCAGAUCAGAUGCUUGUCUUCACUAACUCAAACCCAGAAUAUCAGGAAUACAAGUCAAGCGUGGGAGACUAUAAGAUUAAUUCCAGCAACCCACUAUGGCAUAACUACAUACUAUGCGGCUUCCGAGGUAUCGUAGAGGCAGAGUGUAUAUCUAAUCCAACGGGAAUGAACCUCGUUGUUGACGGGACAGUACCCCGCAGUGCUGGACUGUCUAGCUCUAGUGCUCUGGUGUGCUGCGGUAGUCUGGCGACCAUGCACGCCAACCAGCAAGAAAUACCAAAGAAAAAGCUGGCGGAUAUCUGCAUGAGGUGUGAGCAAUAUAUCGGCACUCAGGGCGGUGGGAUGGAUCAAUCCAUCUGUUUCCUCGCUGAAGCUGGAACGGCCAAGUUGAUUGAGUUCAAUCCAAUCAGAGCAUCUAAUGUCUCCUUGCCGGACGGCACUACGUUUGUCAUCUCCAACAGUUGUGUUGAAUUGCAGAAAGCUGCCACGUCUCACUUCAACAUCAGAGUAGUGGAAUGUCGCUUGGCAACUCAGAUCUUAGCCAAGUCCAAAGGUCUAGACUGGAAGCAGUUCAAGGUGCUUGGCAAGCUACAAGAGUCCCUCGGGUUGUCCUUCGAGGACAUGUUGAGUUUUAUGGAGACCACGCUACACCACGAGCCGUAUGAUAAGAAGGAGGUGUGUGGUAUAUUGGGGGUCAGUGAGGAAGAGUUGAUUCAAGCUAGCCUGAGUGCCAACACGCUGGAUGUAACGUCUUUCAAACUGCACGACCGAGCAAAGCACGUUUUCAGUGAGGCUAACCGGGUGGUGCAAUUCAAGGAGAUAUGUGACCAGGGUCUUGGCGAUGCUGCUAGCGUCCUGGGAGGCCUAAUGAAUGACAGUCACGCUAGCUGUAGAGACCUGUAUGAAUGUAGCUGUGAGCCGCUGGAUAAACUCGUUCAGAUCUGCAGGGAUUCUGGUGCCCUGGGCUCGCGGCUCACCGGGGCAGGCUGGGGAGGUUGCACAGUCUCCAUGGUUCCAUCGGGGGACGUCGACGACUUCAUCGCCAAAGUGCAUGCUGGGUAUUAUGCAGCAGACCCCAAGCUCGAGGAAAAGGCCGCAGGGAGUUUGUUUGCGACUGAGCCGGGCAGUGGGGCUUGCAUGUUUGAAAUGGAUGCUGAAACCACUGUUUAAGAUUUGUAGAUGUAUUCCUUGCCCCUUGGAGUCCUAGGGGUCGAUUUCACAAAGAACUUAUAGAACUCUAGGAAAUAUUCAAAACUUAAGGUUAGUCCCAAGUUAGGACGAGUGACUCGUUCCAACUCGAGAUAUGACUAGUCUUAACUUCUUGUGAAAUCAACCCCAGAGACUUUAGCCGACUGCCGAUACUGCAUCUUCCUUAACCAAGGUCCCACAAACAAAAACUGUUAUCUGAAAUAAUUGUCAAGAAAAAAAAUUACCCCCCAAACUCAGUUUAAACUUUUAUUUGCCAAACUAAAAAUCAACUUUAAGUAGAUGAACGCAUUAACAAAACCCUGUCUACUUGGAUAGUGCCUUUAAAAUGCUCGUCAUCAGUCGACCAAUCAAAUGACCAGUCCAAUGUCAUGUGACAGUAACCAAUUCGUUGUGUCACUGCAACUGGGUCCUACUGUAACUCUGUUCUGGUCAAAGAGUCAAUGGCAUGUUAAGAGCAAAGGACUCGAGCUCUAUUGGCGUUUCUGAUCCGCCGAGUGUAGAUUCGAGUCUCAGUCUUUGAAUGUGUGUCCUUGAACAAGGUUUAAAAAAGAUACCCUCACAGCAGGCAAACCAAACCCAAACUAAGUUGCCCAAGUUGGUGUGAUGUUUCCAAAAGGAUGCUUUGCUGAAUAAUUUAGAGCCAGGUACCACUUUGUUGCAUUAUGAAAAAUGCAUUUUACACAAGGUCCUAACUCACAUGACAAUGUAAUGUGUCAUUAGCUUAAGAUUAUGUAUGACAAAUACAGUAACAAUCCGUAUGGAUCAAACAAAAGUGAAGGGAGUUAGUUUUUACCUUCCAAAUUUUAAAAUUUCUACCAACACAAUUAGCAUGCCAGUACUUAACAUUUUUUUAAAGAAAUGAACAAAUAUAUAUAUAUGUAUACUAUUUGGAGGUAAAUUAAGGAAUAUAAUGUGAAGAAGAGAACAUCCAAAACAUUUUGGGUUACUGUAUGUCUGUGCAUAGUUAACUUUAAAAGUUACUGUUUUUCUUUGUUGUUCCCCGUCAUACAAGUGUGUUUAAUCAGAUUUGAUAUCGAUUUUUGGGACCAUGUUUUGAACUUUGUAAGGUGUAGUUAAAGGUGCAACGAAUUCUUUUAUACAAAUGCGAUAGUUCAUGCUUCAUUAGACUAUGCAAAUCUUUUGCGAAUGUUUUCAAAAGCGAGUAAAUUUAUUUUCUUUCAAAGGUUGUAGGUGUUAUACAGGAUUGGCGAUGGAUAAGAAACAUCAUUAUUAAGUAGAAUUUGAAACUUUGCAUGGUGGGAGCUUAUUUAGGUGAGGAUUGCGGUUUUACUCUUUGUGUAUGUUCUGAAAAGAACCAGUGGUUGACAACUUAACGUUUCGAUCAGUAUGCUCUACCGUUUUCAGAGGAAACAGAAGGAAGGAAAGAAGUUAUUAAAACCAUCUGCAUCACACACUUUGAACAACAUUCAUCUCAGCAGAAAAUUGUAUUUACCGGUAGCAAUAUAAAAAUGACAGCUUUUGUAAUAAUUCAGGUCAUCUCUUUGUCCAUUCAAUGGCAGAAUGAAAUUGCCCUACAAGUACAAUCAUGACAAUGAAUGGAAGACAAAUUUUCAGAUUUUCCAAACUUGGAUUUCAUACAACACAAUAAACUACUGCAUGUGAUAAACCCCAUAUCUUUUUUCAAAUAUCUUUUUUAUUUCAUCAAGCAUAGAUUUAGUCUUUGUUUUACAAAACUGUUGGAUUUUAAUUUAAAUUAUGUUUAUUAAAUUAACAGUUCAUCACUGUAAAAAUACAGAUAAAUAAAAUAUAUCAGAAAUAAGUAUGUA